GGCUGCUCCAUUACCCAGUGGGCUGUGGUACCAGGAGCUUCCCACCAGUGAGAUUCUCAUGUGGAGGGACCUGUUGAAGGUCCUCUGGGGGAGCCUUCUGUCCCUGACUUUCCUGCACGGUGGCUACUUGCCUGCAGAGGAGUUGUAUCCUCCUAUCCUUACACCAGCUGUGUGGGACAGAAGGAAGAGCUAGGGGGAACCCUGGCCUUGGGGCCUGUUACGGUGCAGCAGGUUAAACUGGAGUCCCAGCAGAAGAUGGCCCAAGGGCUUGGACUUGGCUUAUGUGUGGGAGACUGGAUGAAGACUCAGGCUCCUGUUUGAUUGCUGCCAUUCAGGGAGUUAACUGGCUGAUGGAAGACCCCUCUCUCUCUGCCUUUCAAUUAAAUACAUCUUUUUUUUUUUUUAAUAGAGAAGCUUGGCCUUGGGGGCCACAGACUAGUAUUUUAACCCCUUGCAAAAUAUAUUAUAUAAAUAGGGAUAUUCUCUUCUGAGUUUUCCCCAAGAUUUAUUUAUUUGAAAGACAGAGAGAAAGAAAAGAGAGACAGAAGGGGGGGAGAGAGAGAUCUUUCAUCUGCUAAUUCACUCUCCAAAUGGCCCAACGACCAGGACUGGGCCCGGGCGAAGCCAGGAGCCAGGAACUCCAUCCUUGUGGAGGGGCCCAAGUACUCGGGCCAUCUUCCGCUGCUUUUCCAGGCGCACUAGCAGGGAGCUGGAUCCGAAGCGGAGCAGCUGGGAUGCAAACUGGCACUCUGAUGUGGGAUGCUGCUCGAGUUGCAGCGGUGGUUUAACUGGCUGUGCCCCAAUACCGGCCCUUCUGUUUUUUUCAACUUCCUUAAUUUAUGUUGUUAUGCAUACUACGAUGCAUCCUAUGAUCCAGGCACUGUAUGAAGCACUUUAUCAAAUGUGAGUUCAUCGAAUGCUCACAACAGCCCUGUGAGGAAGGUGCUAUUAACCCUAUAUGCAGAUGAGGAAACUGAGGCUUAGGAUGGCUGAGUAAUUUCCCCAGGGUUACCAAACAAGGAGGACUUUGAAUUUCUGAAUUAUUCCACAGUCUGAUAAUCAGGGUCCAUUGAUCGAAAUGGUCUCAGCCAUCUUCCUCUGUGGACAAGUUGCUGAGAAGCAAACAGAAAAACCCGUUGUUUUUUUUUUUUUUUUUUUUCAACAGAGACAUUUUCUUUUCUUUUCUUAAGAUUUAUUUAUUUAUUUGAAAGAGAGAGCAAGAGAGAAGAGAAAGAUAUUUUCAAUUUGCUGGUUCAUUUCCUAAGUGGCCACAAUGGCAGGGGCUGGGUUGAGUGGAAGCCAGGAGCUUCUUCUGGGUCUCCACGUGGGUGCAGGGGCCCAAGCACUUGGGUCAUCUUCCACUGCUUUCUUAGGUGCAUUAGCAAGGAGCUGGAUUGGAAGUAGACCAGCUGGGACUCAAACCAGCACCCAUAUGGGAUACUGGCCCUGAAGGCAGAGGCUUAACCUUCUGGGCCAUAGCACUGGCCCCCAGAAAAAACUCUUUAACUUGCUUUCUUUUCAAGCGUACUCUGCUUCUUUGGAUUUUACAUCAUAUAAGCUAGGUCCCACAUGUUUGAAGUCUGCCCACCCAAGUGUAGAAACACAAGUUGUUAACAUUUAUGCCCAUGCAUCAGUAUCUGCUUUUCUGUGCUCUGUUCCACUAGCUGUCACCACAUCCCCUCUGCCUUGGCAGCCAGUCUGGGCAACACCCCUCUGGUUCAACCUCAGCACCCUCCCUUGGACACACGCUAGGUAUCACUGCCCCUUCAGCUGAAGACAUAGGGUCAGUUGAAAGGUGGUGACGUCUCUUCUUGGAGUGAACCUUGAAAGGCUGAAUUUGGGUGGGCAGAGAGACAUUGGCAAGGCAGAUAUGAGGGUACUUCCAAAAGUUGAUGGAAAAAUGAAGUGGAAUGACAUGUAUAUUUUGGGGCAAACAAUUUGGAAAUCCAUGCAGUUUUUUCACAAUACUCACUUUCCAUGAGCCUUCCAAAGAUCCCUUGUGUGCAUAGAUUUAAGAUUUUUUGUUUUGCACCAAGAAAAACACUUUUAAUCCCAUUUUCCACAAUGUUUUUGAAACACUCUCAUAUUGUCUAAGGGUCUGGAGUUGUGGUAUGGGAGUUGGGGUCUGGAGUUGGGGUAUGGGGCCAUGAUAGAAAGGUAGGAAUGGCAGAGCCCAGAGACAGGAGGAAACUGGUGUGAGAUAGAGAGCCUUGCAAAGGGGAUAGAAGACAGGAACCUGCAGGGUGUGAAAAGCUCAGGGGUGUUUGACUAGAAUGCAGGCGGCAGGGCAAAAGGCUUUGGGUAUUUCUGCUGGUGGAGAUGUAGGUUUUCAGGGUUUGCACAAUGGGGCAUGCCCAAGGUGGCUGUGGUGAGAGCCUUGGAGACCUCCACCCUCUCUCCCCUGAGCUUUGCAAAUGCAUUGAGGGCAGGGGUUGGGAUUGUUCAGUCUCGAAUCUUCAGAGUCUCCUGGGUCCCCUUGACUUCAUCCUGGUGAGUCUGGUGCUUUAUAGGCACCCAUGGACUUUCAAACAAGUGAAGGCAGAGAGAGAGAAAGGAAAAGAAGGAGGAGGGAGGGUUUGUUCCACAGCAGGAGCUGGCGAUGGCUGGGAGCUCCAGACAAGUGUCAACCAGUCCCUUUCCAAAGUCAGGCCCCUGGGGCUCACCCUUCUCUGCAUUGCCCAUGGGAUCACUGUGCACAAGGAAACUCACUCUCUGGUCUUUAUUCUACAGGGUCAGAGGUAAUAGGCCAGAAUUCACCAAGGUCUCCGCCGAGACAAACAAGACCAAGGAAGAUCUCGCUGUCACUCAUUCAAGGGAAAGUGGCUGUUCAAGGCCUUUGUUCCACCCAUGUACCAUGCCCACAGUGAAUGCUCAUGAGAUUGCAAGUGCUGUCUCUGGCCUGUACAGUGCCCACACUCGCACAAUUCCCCCGCCUUCACACGUUCUCAGCGGGACAAAGUCAGGGGAACACAGUGAGCAGUUCCUCCUCAGUAAGGGGUUCUUCAGAAUCGUGGCCAUUGCACAGAUGCUCUUGAGUUCUUGACAUAAAGGUUGGUUUUUGAAAACGUAGAUUAGGACAGAACUUAAAAACAACAGAUUGACUAAUAGUCAUACAAAGAUUAGUGUACCUUUGACCACAUUUUUUUGUUUAUUUUUCUAUGUGUUUCCUUCGUGGUCUUUCAUGUGGCUCACCCAAUGCCGUCUGUGUACUUGUUGAGAGCUUUAACUGUUUUUCACGUAGUUUUUGCUGAAGUCAGUUUUUCCAAGACCCUCUUUCUUCAGAGCUCAGUUUCACCUUCCCACCUGCUGGCAGCCGCUUCGGUCACAGAAAGAGGCCACAUCUGCUUCCUGUAGGCCCCCUGGGCAGAAGCAUGCACUGGUGCUUCCUCCUGAUCUGGGCCCAGGGGCUGAGGCAGGCUCCUCUCCUCGCCUCAGGCACUAUGGCAAGCAUGAUAGUGACAACAGGCAACAUUUCUGCAGAGGAAGGCGGCUCCGCCAUCUUACAGUGUCACCUUUCCUCCACCACGACGGAAGUGACCCAGGUCAACUGGGAGCAGCAGGACCGACUGCUGGCCGUUCGUCAUGUUGACCUUGGCUGGCACAUCUCGCCAGCCUUCAAGGAGCGGGUGGUGCCAGGCCCCAGCCUGAGCCUUACCCUGCUGGCGCUGACUGUGAAUGACACAGGGGAGUACUUCUGCACCUACCAUACCUACCCCGAUGGGAUUUACAAAGGCAGAAUCUUUCUGGAAGUCCGAGGAAGCUCAGUGGCUGAGCACAGCAUCGGGUUCCAGAUUCCAUUGUUUGGAGCCAUGGCCACAGUGCUGGUGGUCACCUGCAUGGUGGUCCUCGGGGUGGCCGCAUUGUCUAGAAAGAAGCAGUUUCUCAGAAUACAUUCUGCAGAAAGUGGCCCCCGGAGGACGUCUGCUGAGCAGGAGGAACGGGGUCCCAGUGUUCCCUCUUCUCUGGAAAGCUGUGUCCAGGCAGCCACUGCCCCUGCUGACCUCUGCUUGGAGCAGAGGGGAGAUGACUAUGAUGAGCCGCACGACUACUUUAAUGUCCUGAGUUACAGAAGCCUGGGGAGCAUCAGCUUCCUAGCAGAGACAGGCUAGCAACCAGAGGCAUCUUAUGGGAGACCUAAUCUUGUCUUUGCUGUGAUAACGGAUGUGUAAGCAUCUGCACUCUGCAUCAGUGCUGUGUGUGUGUGUGUGUGUGUGUGUGUGUAUGUUUUGCUCAGUGGAUGGAUGCCAUUCUUUUCCCCAUCUUCAUUUCGUUCCAUUGUGGAAGACCAGGGGUGGGUACCUUGUACCUUAAUCAUGGAUGCAAAGUUAUAUAUAUAUAUAUAUAUAUAUAUAUAGAAACACUUUCUUUAUAAUAGCACUGGAAAGGGUUUUGGCCUGCAGGGUUUUAUGGUGGAUAGAAGAAUGGUGGUCAGGACUGCACAGCCAUGUGCAUUUCAUUUCUCACUGCCAUUUUCAUCUACAUUCACUCGUUCCUGGCUUUUUAUAAACAAGGCAGGAAACCAGCCUCUCUUUGGGGUGAUCUGAAGAUGAUGAAACUUGGUUUCUGCCUUUUAUAAAAUGCAGUUAGGUGGGAAGACAUUGACAUCAAAAGUCAGUAAGGAGAUAAGGAUACAAGACAGAGGUCAGUUCAGGGUGAGGGGGUCAGGCUGGGCUUAUGGGUGUGGAGGAAGUGGCUCGGGAGCACAAAGGGAACAGCAAGGCUGUCUAGGGAGGUUGAAGCAAUGGAAGUUGGUGGAGCCAAAGUCCCACAGGAAGGCCCUGGCAUCAGGAGGCCAAGGAACUUCUGAUUUUAUUCUCUGGGCAGGCAUUUCAAGUUGUGCUGUACUCACAGUCCAUUAACGACGGCCUGGUACAGACAACACAAGACUCUCCCGGCUGUGUGUGCUGGGGAUGCCCACAGGGAGGUGUGCCCACGGAGCCGACUGGCUCUUAGCAUUUGGGCCAAAGUCGGCCCUUUCUGGAUCAACCCACCAUUGAAACAGAAAGAGUGUCUGCUCUCAACCAAAAGGAAAAUCUGGACUUUGAAAAAUAGGGUGGUGAUAGAGGGUUUGAAAAAAUAACACCUGCACAGUGGCUUUUCUGAACCCGUUUAUUCACGCCCCGACCUCUUCACCGGAGGUGGCUUCUGAGCUGCUCACUGCUGUUCAACUGCGCCGCUCGCACUGAAUCCUGGAAUAAUUGCAUCCUUCCGCCAUGUCUGUGGGAGGAAUGAGCAGGGAGGCUGGGUUUACUGGUGACUGAUUUUCUUACCUGGACUUAGGCACCGAGAAUGAAGCAAAGCAAGGCAAUCACUCGCCAACAGUUAAAGCACGGCUCCCCUCCUUAAGGACGAGCAAGAAGACGGCCAGCUCCUGCUCCUUCUUGGAUUUUACUUUUUCUCUCCUUCUGACAGAGCAGACAUGUGCUUAGGAGCAAUGAGCUGAAAUCUGCCCCAUGCUCCGAGUCCCUCGGAAGACAGAUCCGUAUACAACGCUGUUGUCCGCCAGGGAAGGGCGCACUGUUUUUUCUCACAGAACUAGUGCAGAGUGGUUGGGAGGAGAACACAGUUCAUGAAUUGGAAGUGAAUUAAAAUAUAAUGACAAAGAGGGAGUGAUGUUGUGAUUUGGAGGAGAUGUAUACUGAGGCAAAGUUGGACUGAGAGAUGGAUGUUAUUUAACAUCAUUAUGGUAAUGGGGAAACAUUUACAAAUACCACUGUGUUGGUGAGAAGAUGCAAAAUGGAAAUAAGAAUCAGUUUGACAGAAAAUAAAUUUUAAGGUGGAAUUCACUGAACUCGAUUUUCCUCUGAGAACCAGAGAAGACACUUUCCUCAAAGCCAGCUCCCUGGAGACAGGCACUGGCCACUACGGUAACCACUUUCCACAGGUAGCUGUGUACCACCUGAGAUGUGCUUGGUCUGAAUUGAGAUGUGCUGUGUUGUGAGUGUAAAAUACACUCCAGAUUUCCAAGAUGUAAUAUGAGUAAUAAGAAUGUAAACUAUCUUAGUAAUUUUAAAAUAUUGAUUAUAUGUUGGAAUGUUGAAUUAUAUUUUGGGCUAAAUAAAAUAUAGUUUA
Molecule: messenger RNA, 6072 nt
Organism: Oryctolagus cuniculus (rabbit)
Lineage: Eukaryota; Metazoa; Chordata; Mammalia; Lagomorpha; Leporidae
Gene: TIGIT
Product: T cell immunoreceptor with Ig and ITIM domains
Biological process (GO): positive regulation of interleukin-10 production; negative regulation of interleukin-12 production; negative regulation of T cell activation
Cellular component (GO): cell surface
Molecular function (GO): signaling receptor binding
Source: RefSeq, a predicted model, not a curated record